GCAGGGGCGGCAGCAGUAGCGGCGGAGGCAGCAGUAGCGGCGGUUGCCGCUGGGAUUCGCUGUCUAGCUCCCAGACGUCACACCCUGACAGUACGGCAGCGGUGGCGACGGCGGCAGUGGCGACGGCGGCGGCAGCGGCAGCGGCGGCGGCGGCGGCGGCAGCGGCAGAGGUAGUGGCGGCGGUGCCGCCGGGCACGCUGCACGGCAGGGGCUGUGCCGUACUCGCAGCGCAGUUCUCACCCGGCGGCGGGCAGCACGUGGCGACGGCGGCGGCGGACGGAUCCGUCGCCAUUUGGUCGCUGACGGCGGCGGCGGGUGCGGCAGGUACGGCAGCAGGCGCUAGCGGCAGUGGUGGCGGCAGUGCGCGGGAGGCCCAGCUGCAGUGCGGGAGCGCCGCCACGUGUGUCGCCUGGGACGCCAGGGCGGAUAAGGUAAUGCUGGUGGGUACGGCGGGUCGCGGCAUCCUGGCCUGGCACGCCGACACGCGCCGAGUGGCGGCGGAGGUGCCGCCCGACCCCACCGUCCCAUGGGUCACUCAGCUCGGCUGCAGCCGCAACCACCCCGUCUUCAUCGUCGCCUCGGCGGCACUCGCAGCCUCCGGAACCACCUUCUCCUCCGCCUCAGCUCCCACUCCUCCUCUCUCGGCGGCUGCCCGGUCCCCUCCCCGGGCCUCCUCUCCGCCUCCCACCUCGUCCCCAACCUUCCAUCAGCCACCCCACCACUACCGCCUGCCAACCUCCCCCCUCACACAUCACACCCCGCCGUCAUCACAAUCGUUCGCUUCAUCCUCACCGCCGCCGCUGUCGGGGGGUGUUGUCGGUAUGAGCGGCGGCAGCCGCAAUGGCAGCGGCAGCAGCAGCAGUGCCGCUCCUGCCACCGGCUACCAGCACCCCAGCUGCCACCCCGGCGGCGGUGCCGCACUGAGCGGCACCGGCGGGCGACUGAGCCUGUGGAACAUGCGCGCGUUCAAGCGGGUCAGCAGCUACGGCGUGCCGCAGGACGCCACAGUCCUCAGCCUGUCUAUGAGCACCCAGGGCAGCUGGUUCGCCGCGGGUACUGCGGGCGGGUGGGUGCACCUGUACGACAGCAGCCCGGGGGGCGCACGGCCGCUGCCGCUGAGCAGCUUCAGGGCAAACGGCGGAGGCGGCGCAUCCUCAUCCUCCACCAGCUUCUCUUCCGUCCCUGUUGCCGUACAAGUGUACGACAGUAACGGCUCCGAAACCCUGCUGGCGACCUGCUGUGACGCUGUCGUACGGUUAUGGAGCCUCCGUCGGUUAGCGGAACCGUUACUUUCCGUACAACUGCCCCUUCCUGACCCUACGACUGCGGUGUACGGCAACACGUCAUCUACAGCAGGGGUGUACGACAGCGGUGAUAUCGUACGGCGGCGGUUGCCGUACAGUUGGAUUCCCCGGCUGUGUUUGUCUCCCGGGGGGGAUACGGCAGCGGUGUUGCUGGGGGGCGGGGGCCCGCAGGUGUAUGUGGUGGAUGUGGGGACUCAGGGGGCCCCUGCAGCGCCGCAGCAGCACCAGGGCGCUAGCGGCGGCGAAGGUGCCAUUGGUAGGACGGCGGAGGAGGCGGCG
This is a messenger RNA of Astrephomene gubernaculifera, 1583 nucleotides long. The record is from the annotation of a GenBank genome assembly. Lineage: Eukaryota; Viridiplantae; Chlorophyta; Chlorophyceae; Chlamydomonadales; Astrephomenaceae.